ACUGAAGCUGAGGACUUGGCAAGAAAACACAAAAUGUCUCCUGAAUCAAAAAAACUUUUCAACAUAAUUAUUUUGGGAGUCUCAUUUAUGUUUAUAUUCACUGCUUUCCAAACAUGUGGAAAUAUUGAGCAAACUGUUAUCACAAAUCUAAACAACACGUAUUUUCAUGGCAGUGGCUACACAAGCAUGGCCAUUAUUUAUGGAGUAUUCUCUGCAUCAAAUCUUUUAUCACCUUCAGUGGUUGCUAUAGGAGGACCUCAGCUUUCCAUGGUUGUUAGUGGCAUAUUUUAUAGCCUAUACAUUGCAGUUUUUAUCCAACCUUCUACAUGGGCUUUCUACACUGCUUCUGUUUUUAUUGGCAUUGCAGCUGCUGUACUCUGGACGGCACAGGGAAAUUGCUUGACUGUAAAUUCUGAUGAAAACACCAUUGGAAGGAACAGUGGGAUAUUUUGGGCACUCUUACAGUCCAGCUUGUUUUUUGGAAACCUCUAUAUAUACUUUGCUUGGCAAGGAAAAACUUACAUAUCAGAGAGUGAUCGCAGAACUGUCUUCAUUGCUCUGACUGUUAUCAGUCUUGUGGGCACAGUUCUGUUCUUUCUGAUUAGGAAACAAGAGGACACAAAAGCUCCAGGGGAGGAAGAUUCUACUAAUGAAAUCCUGGGGGACAGCUC
This is a messenger RNA of Pterocles gutturalis (yellow-throated sandgrouse), 671 nucleotides long. RefSeq names its product UNC93-like protein MFSD11. The transcript has 7 exons. The record is from RefSeq and is a predicted model, not a curated record. The annotation marks the transcript as partial. Lineage: Eukaryota; Metazoa; Chordata; Aves; Pterocliformes; Pteroclidae.